This is a messenger RNA of Cariama cristata (Red-legged seriema), 1257 nucleotides long. Its product is annotated as carboxypeptidase A1-like. The coding region runs from base 1 to 1257 and encodes 418 amino acids. The transcript is spliced from 11 exons. The record is from RefSeq and is a predicted model, not a curated record. Gene Ontology annotation, molecular function: zinc ion binding; metallocarboxypeptidase activity. NCBI's taxonomy places the organism in Eukaryota, Metazoa, Chordata, Aves, Cariamiformes, Cariamidae. Gene Ontology annotation, biological process: proteolysis.
AUGAAGAUCCUCCUGGUCUUUGCCACCCUCGUGGCAGCCACCAGCAGUGGGCAGCUUUUUGUGGGGGACCAGGUCCUCCGCAUCACAGCCAGCAACGAGGAGCAGAUCACCCUGCUCAGGGUGCUGGGAGAGCAGGCAGAGCUGCAGCUUGACUUCUGGCGUCACCCCACCCGCCCCGGUCGCCCAGCUGACCUGCGGGUGCCCUUCCCCAGCCUCCAAGCAGUCAAAAUCUUCCUGGAGUCCAACAGCAUUUCCUACAGCAUCAUGAUCGAGGACGUGCAGGAAUUACUGGAUGAGGAAAAGAAAACCAUGAUGAAGUCCAGGAUAGAGAGAAGCACCAGCAUGUUUGAUUUUGCCUCCUACCACACAAUAGAUGAGAUCUACAACUGGAUGGACACGUUGGUGCACGAUCAUCCCAGCCUCGUUAGCAAGCUCCAGAUUGGGCAGAGCUACGAGAACAGACCCCUGUAUGUGCUGAAGUUCAGCACCGGGGGAUCGAAUCGUCCGGCCAUCUGGCUGGACACGGGCAUCCACUCACGGGAAUGGAUCACCCAAGCCAUCGGCAUCUGGACGGCCAACAAGAUCGCUGAGGGGUACGGCCAGGACCCCUCUGUCACUGCCAUCCUGGACAGCAUGGACAUCUUCUUUGAGAUCGUCACCAACCCUGAUGGCUUUGCCUUCACCCACAGCUCUAACCGCAUGUGGCGCAAGACGAGGUCCAUCAACGCCGGCUCCCACUGCAUCGGCGUGGACCCCAACCGAAACUGGGAUGCCGGCUUUGGAGGCUCCGGCUCCAGCAGCAACCCCUGCUCUGAGACCUACCGUGGCCCUUACGCCCACUCUGAGAGAGAAGUGAAAGCCAUCGUGGACUUCAUCCACGGCCACGGGAAUGUGAAAUCGGUCAUCUCCAUCCACAGCUACUCCCAGAUGCUGCUUUUCCCCUAUGGCUACAAGACAGCGCCCACGCCCGACCACCAGGAACUGAAUGAACUGGCUAAAAAGGCAGUGAGCGACUUGGCUGCCGUGUAUGGGACGAAAUACACCUAUGGCACCACCGCGAACACCAUCUACAUGGCAGAUGGCACCACCAUUGACUGGGCCUAUGACAACGGGGUGAAAUAUUCCUUCACGUUUGAGCUGAGGGACACAGGGCGCUAUGGCUUCCUCCUGCCCAGCACCCAGAUCAUCCCCACCGCUACCGAGACCUGGCCGGCACUGCUGGACAUCAUGGUCCAUGUCCUGGAGCAUCCGUACUGA